Messenger RNA from Dothidotthia symphoricarpi CBS 119687, 1033 nucleotides. RefSeq lists its product as uncharacterized. The record is from RefSeq and is a predicted model, not a curated record. The transcript has a single exon. Bases 292 to 804 code for a protein of 170 amino acids. NCBI's taxonomy places the organism in Eukaryota, Fungi, Ascomycota, Dothideomycetes, Pleosporales, Dothidotthiaceae.
GCAAGGACGUUUCGACAUUACAGCCGGGUGCGAUUGGGUAUAGUGUCUAGCUUUGAGAGCUAUAGAAGACAGCCAGAAGCGCCGUGACACGCCAGUGCGCAUAGGUUUUGGUGUCGUCCUGGUCUACGAUGGUCUGUUCAGCGAAUGGGAGAUCGAUGUAGAACCCGAGUAUAGGCGCCGUUGGAAACCGUGAUGAGGCUUCGCUUGCACUCUUUUUAUAUCGUGCCCGGAAUUUAAAGUCGUCGUUCUGCUUGGGAGUCACUCCCAUGGGGGGUGUGUUUGGUGUGGUGGAUGGUUCUGCCGGCAUGUACUUGUGAAGGCGUCUGGCGAUUGCGUUUAUACAGACUACAAAAAUUGACCAAUUCGCUGGAACAUUACCCGACGGCUUGCCACGCUCACGUUUGUCAUGCCGUACCAAGUCCACCCGCGCAGAAUUGCGAUGAGUAUGGCCCACAUUAUAUAGAUGGCCAGCCUCGACCACACAAGCAACAUGUGCAGAACUUUGCUAUGACCGCAGCUUCCUUUGUGGCUUGCGGGGUUCGCUCUCAAGAACGGGUUCUCGUCGAAGAAGAGGCGGCGGGCCUGAGGCUGACGACGCUUCGUGGGAUGCGGUGUGAGAGCUGCAAGAAAGAGGCCAACAAGGCGAAUUCGAGGGAGUUGCGUGAGUGCGGAGUAGCGGCUGGGUAUAUUCGGCCGGCUGGACUGAGGUGCUGCAAGUGGCUGAACGCAUCUAAAAUAAGUCCUAAUUAUGUCUGCUCCUGCCAUGUCUUCACUCUCUCCUUGUUUGUAUCUAGAAGACGUUGAAAGAUCUCCUUCGCCAUCACGUCGCCAGACGUCGCAAUGUCCGUGUGUCAGGCAGAGCACAUGCCAAAUGUCUCUCAGUCAUCAACUUUCUAAGCCACGACAUCAGAGCGCGUCACGGUGCGUUGUGUGUAUGCCUCUGCGCGGCUAGGGCACGCUGGCAUUGCCAUUCUUCGACGAGAGGAUUGUGGGCAUGGUAGCGGGCUGAUAUACAAUGGAUGAACUUGGUGGA